AUGAAAAAAAUGGUAGAAAGUAGCAAACAACUUGAAAUGAGCUCCUAUCAAUUAGAGCAAAUUUCACCACAAAUUAAACGAUUUAUCAGUUUUGUUAACAGUCACAAAAAGCCAACAAGUGAGCAAGUAGAAAAUUUUAAUGAGAAAGCAACACAAUUCAUGAAGGAAUUGAACAAAAUUAGUGAUACAGUCAGACAGAUUGAACAGGACAAAGAUACAACGAAUAGAAAUCCAAAACUGGAAUCACUCAGGAAUCAACUAUUGGCAAAAGUCUCCACAUUGACUGAUAAAUUGAAUAAACUGUGUAAGAAAAUAGGAGUAAUUGAUUGUAAAUCUUUGCCAGUGAAUGAAAAAACUACGAAACAAGAUUCAAAGCCUCAAGAUCCAGGUAAUAAAAAUAGUGAGAAAGCUCUUAAAGCGUACCAACCCCUGCCAAGCAGUGUUCGUUUAGGCUUUCUUUCAUUACCAGGGCUAAAAUCGCAUAACUAUCAGAAGUUUCUAUCUCCGAAACUUGGAAGCUCACAUCUCAUUUUUACAGAUCUUCUUCUGGACGUUGAUGGUAAAAAGAUUACACGGCGUCAACCAUGUUGGCAAAAAAUUAUCACAAUCCAGAAAAUCAGUCAGCUUUCACUACUUGAAGAGUCAAAUCUGUCAAUAUUAAACUGCCUGAUUCGCCUAUGUUUAUUUGAUGGUGUGAAGCCUAUUAGUAAUAUCGUCUACUUACCUAUAACAUCGACAGAUCGUGAAAGGAAAACAUGGACAGUUACUCCUCAUAAUAUUCGAAAAUCUGAAAGGGCGUAUGAAGUGUCCUCUGACUUAUUUGUACGUUAUAAUGAGCAGAAUAUGCAUGUCUGCCUCCUCAUAGAAGUUGCAAUUGUUGUAUCUAAACAGAAUACUAACAAAAUAAUUGAAUUAAGUCUCGGAUGGGUCACUAUACCGUUAUACGAUGAAAAUGGUCAAAUCAUAUCGAAUAAAACGUGCGAAUAUCCACUUCAGGAUACCCUGCCGUUUGAAACCAGAAAAGCGGAUAAACUAUCACCUAAAGAUGUGAGUUUGAAAACUCGUAUGCAAAAUUUGCUUUUCAACAAAACAGCUCUAUUAACUAUUCGAUUUAGUCAACCUAAUAAAGAACAACAGGAUAAAUUGGAUUCUCUUCCCGAUGUUCUAAUUGGUCUGAUGAGCUAUGUACCAUUUAUGAGUUAUCAUCGAGAUUUCUUAGCGAGUAUCUUUCCUGGUUUUCGUGGAUCUAAUGAAAAGGAUCGCUUUAUUUUACGUCAUGUUCCACCAGAAGUUGCUCUUUUCCCACCUACGCGUUUCUUGGCAAGAUCGUUUAAAAGAAAUUCCAGCAAACAAAAAGAAGGAUAUAGAAUAUCUGAAAAAAUAUAUUCGGAUUAUUUUCGGAGAGUUCUUUAUCCUCUUCUCUGGCUACAGGAUAUGCAUUUUCCGAACAUAAUGACUUCGCAACAAUUUGAAAAUGAAGCAUCCAAGAUACUCCUCCUAAUUGAUCAAAUUCGACAAGAUAUAAUGACCUUCAUUACAUCAAGUAAAUACAAAUUCAAACUAAUAACGUCGGAAGAAUUUACUUGUCCAAUUCAAUUUACAAAUUAA
This is a messenger RNA of Heterobilharzia americana, 1608 nucleotides long. NCBI's taxonomy places the organism in Eukaryota, Metazoa, Platyhelminthes, Trematoda, Strigeidida, Schistosomatidae. The record is from the annotation of a GenBank genome assembly.